Messenger RNA from Microstroma glucosiphilum, 677 nucleotides. RefSeq lists its product as hypothetical. The record is from RefSeq and is a predicted model, not a curated record. Bases 96 to 533 code for a protein of 145 amino acids. Lineage: Eukaryota; Fungi; Basidiomycota; Exobasidiomycetes; Microstromatales; Microstromataceae. The transcript is spliced from 3 exons.
CUCGCAUCCUCACCUCUACGCACGCACGACCUUCCAUCGUGAUCACAUUCUUACUCGUGUGGUCCCUCGUCCCCCGCUGUCAUCGUCCAAUCGCCAUGCCCAAGGUCAUCUCGCGAUCCACCAUCUCAGCAUCCAACGACGCAGGCCAAGAGGCCACACCUCUCCGCGUCCUGUACUGCAUCUGUGGAGACUUUGCCCUCGUAUGCGAUCGGCCCCUCUCUCAAGUCCCAACUCGGCCACUGGAUGGAGCUCACAUUCUGAGAUGUCUGGAUAGUCCGCCUGAUGCGAGGGGGAGAAUCAAGGUGAAGAGAGUGUUCAAAAUUAGCGCUAGGCAGGGAAAACAGGUGAUGAUGAAGAGGCCCGAUGGAAAGACAGAGAAGCAGUACCGAUUUCACUGCUCGAGAUGCGACCUGCCUCUAGGCUACGAGGUCACACCACCUCCCUUGAAGAGUGGAACAUUCACUUAUAUCCUACCGGGAGCUCUAACUGAGACGCAGGGAAAGCCACCAGCGAAUGUAUUGCUGGAGCAAUGAGCCCAGAGCAGAGAAGAGGUCCGCUACGUCACGCCAUCUGUACUACUAUCAUUCAUUACAUACAGAUUCUCUCAAUGUACUUAAUAUCGAUCGGAUAUGUUGAUCAUGGCACUGGCUGAAGAGAAGUACAGAAAACAUCUCAAU